UAUGUUUUCUCAGUUUUUCAAAGCACUUCGUGGCAUCUUUGUGUUUAUUUUUUCACCCAGUGUCAAGUGUGUAGUAAAUUGUGUCGCAUCACCCCCAAAGGCGUCAAACCACACGCGCAAAAUUUCUUCGAUCGAUUUUCGAUAUGGCCCAAACAAAUAAUAAUAGUCCCACUGCUGUUGCAGCAUCUGCUGCGGGUUCUACAAAUCCCCGCGAUAGCCGAAUUAUUGAUGAUCGCAAACCAGACAUUCCCAAAAAUGUGGGUCAUCUUCUGAAAGAACCGGUGGAAAUCGACUGCCCAGCCUGUCAUAAACGUAACAUGACCCGGGUACAUAAGACAGCUGUGACUUUUUGUCAAAUGUUUGUGGCGGCCAUAAAUGCUUUGUGUUGCUGUUGCAAAGAUGCCAUUAAAUGGGAAGGCCGCUUCGAUUACAAUCACUUCUGUUCCGAGUGUGGCUGCUACAUUGGCCGCUACAUUUCGUUGGGUUGGAACGAACGACGCAUGUUGCGAGCGAAGCGAAUGGAAUUGGAAAUAAAUCACAUGGUCGAUAAUAUGGUGGAUCGGGCCACAAACAAUUUGAGGGAACAACAGCAGUCGGGUCAGACUUCGCCCUAUGGUGCAACCACUGUGCCAAACAAUGCCACGCAACUUUGAGAAGAAAAAACAUUUUUUCUUUAUUUUGAUUUUGAAAUAAUAAUUUUUUGUUAAAUAUUUUGUAUAUCAUUUUAUUUAUUUUGAGUUCAAUACAUCAUCGCUUGUUAUACAUAGACCAAAC
Molecule: messenger RNA, 774 nt
Organism: Musca domestica (house fly)
Lineage: Eukaryota; Metazoa; Arthropoda; Insecta; Diptera; Muscidae
Exons: 2
Coding region: 144-653 (169 amino acids)
Molecular function (GO): zinc ion binding
Source: RefSeq, a predicted model, not a curated record